Messenger RNA from Lampris incognitus (smalleye Pacific opah), 834 nucleotides. It is a transcript of the gene tmem41ab, whose product is annotated as transmembrane protein 41ab. The coding region runs from base 1 to 834 and encodes 277 amino acids. The record is from RefSeq and is a predicted model, not a curated record. Lineage: Eukaryota; Metazoa; Chordata; Actinopteri; Lampriformes; Lampridae. The transcript has 5 exons.
AUGCGCUCCUUAAUGGGACUGAUCGCCGUCGUGGCGGCGGCGACUUUCUAUCUCUACCUGCUGUCGGCCUAUCUGCCCCCGGGGCCGCGCGACGCUGCCCCGCACCCCGAGGGGGAGGACCCGGGAGCUGGGGAGCACAGGCUGAAGUUCCCGUCGGACCUGGAUGAGCUGAGGGAGCUGGCAGAGCUGCUGAAGUUCUACAAGAGGGAACAUCACAGCUACAUUCUGCUGCUGUUCUGCAGCGCCUAUCUCUAUAAACAGUCCUUUGCCAUACCUGGCUCCUCUUUUCUGAACAUGUUGGCUGGUGCGUUAUUUGGACCCUGGGAGGGUCUGAUUUUAGCCUGUCUGCUGACAACAUCAGGUUCGACCUUCUGUUACCUGCUGUCCUUUGCUUUUGGAAAGAAGUAUGUGGUUCAGCUCUUCCCUGACAAAGUGGCCAUGCUGCAGAGGAAGGUGGAGGAGAAUCGCAGCAGUUUGUUUUUUUUCCUGCUCUUCCUUCGUUUUUUCCCCAUGACACCAAACUGGUUCCUUAAUGUCACCUCUCCCAUCCUCAACAUCCCUCUGUCCAUCUUCUUCUUCUCUGUUCUCAUAGGUUUAAUACCCUACAACUUUAUCUGUGUCCGCACGGGCUCCAUCCUCUCAGAGAUCUCCUCGCUAGAUGACAUCUUCUCCUGGGGAACGCUGGCUCAGCUCCUCGCCAUUGCCUGUGUGGCACUCCUCCCCGGAGCGCUGAUCCGACGUUACAGUCAAGCGCACCUUAAGCUGGAUGGGUUGGACAGCAGCAAUGGACCCAGUCAGGCAGAAGUAAGGCAGGACCACAAAAAGCAACGAUGA